AUGAACACUGGCCAUAAGCGAAACAAAGGCAAGUUUACUGAAAUCCCCGCUAUCAUACUAUAUGAUCGCCAGAAGGGCAUUCUGCGCCGUGGGUGUGUCAAAUUCCCAGAUAAGACUCUCGGAUAUUUAACAGAUGUAGUUGAGGCUUGCGUUGCAAAUCCCUAUGGUUUUAAUGCAAGUGCUUGUCAAUUUUAUCAGGAAAAUGGGACAUCUGGAAAUCUCAGUGCUUUCGUAAAUGAUAAAAACUCGAGACAGAUUGAUAUCCUCUCAUGUGAGCAUUACUUUGGCAUCGAUGCUGCAUUUUGUAUUUUCAGUAACAACAAUCGUACAUUUCGCCCAAACAAAUUUUCAAUUUCCCAGAGGACUUCAAAAAAGCAAAACUUUUCUGAAGACACAUGUCUAAAUGACUUUUAUUCAUAUGAAGAAUGUGAUGUCGUUGUUGAUAUCGAUGUCUUUAAAGUAGGAAAGGUUACAGGUCUUAUUCUGGAAAAUUCCCUAUUUAUUUUGCUGUUUCCAUUGUUCAAAGAAACUAAAACAUUGAUUACGCGAAAAAGCAAGGAGAAAUUCCCUCUUAAAGUAACGACAUUAACAAAGGAAUAUUCAUUAGUUAUAUGA
This is a messenger RNA of Funneliformis caledonium, 615 nucleotides long. NCBI's taxonomy places the organism in Eukaryota, Fungi, Glomeromycota, Glomeromycetes, Glomerales, Glomeraceae. The record is from the annotation of a GenBank genome assembly.